AUGGAUGUCAGUGAGAUGACUGAGAAGGUCAGGUCAGAACUGACCUGUUCCAUCUGUUUGGACCUCUUCACCCAGCCAGUGACCCUUGACUGCGGGCAUAGCUUCUGCAGAGAGUGUGUUCUUCGGAGCUGGCAGGAAGCCCAAGUCCCAUGGACAUGCCCACUGUGCAGGGCAAGCAGUCAGCCCAGAGCCUUAGAGCCCACCCAGGUCCUGGAGGCCCUGGCCUCCAGCAUGAGCAGGCAGCUGAGACUUCCCAGAGAUGUGGGUGGCCAGGCCAGGUGUGGCCAACACCAAGCCGUUCAGAAGCUGUUCUGUGAAGAUGAUUUCAGCCCACUCUGUGUCUCGUGCUUACUCCCUCAAGAACACGAAGGUCAUCGUGUGUAUCCCCUGGAAGAGUCUGCGGAGACCUGCAAGGCACAGCUGCAGGAAGCCCUUGGCCAGGCCUGGGAUAAGGCGAGAGAGGCUCACAUGUUGCUGGAGCAGGAGAGAGAAAGGAGGCUGAGGUGCCGGAGGGAGGCUGCCACUCUGAAGCGGGUCAUCUUGCCAGAAUAUAUCAAGACCCACCUUGUGUGGACAGAGGACCAACAACAGGAUCUCCUGGACAAGGAAAAGAGAAGGAAUGUGAAGAGAUUAUGGACCAGUGAGGCCAGAAUCUCCAAGUAUGUCCAAAGCCUCAGGAAGCUGAUUGAGGAGCUCGACAAGACUUUGGAGCAGCCCCUGGUGGAGAUGCUCCUGGCUGGGAGGAGCACUUUGGAAAGGAGUCGGGAGCUGCUGCUUCGGUGUCCAGAGCCUGCUGCCCUAAGCUGGACUCUGUGUGGAACCACUGGAAUGAGGGAGCUCCUACUGGCCUUCCAGAGCCACAUCCUUCUGGAUCCGGGAACAGCCCAUUCCUAUCUCAGCAUCUCUGGAGAUCUGAAGAGCGUGAGGCUUGCUAGCCAUUGGUGGGACCUUCUGGACAACCAGCAGGAAGAGGUGGAGCGUCUUGUUUGUGUGCUGGGUGCUCAGAGCUUCACCUCAGGGAGCCAUUAUUGGGAGGUGGAGGUAGGAAGCAAGACAGAGUGGGAAGUGGGCAUCUGUACAGGGCCAGGAAACAACCAGGGCAGCAUCCAUGGGGAUGUGCUCUCCCUCUCUUGCCUCAACAUGGGAGAACAAUUUGAACUGUGGAUCUCUCACACCAUGGAAGACCCUGAGGAUACAGGACCCCUGCACAGGCUGGGCAUUUUCCUCCAAUACGAAGGGGGACACCUGUCAUUUUACAAUGUGACCCAGGGCUGCCUGAUCUACGCCUUUCCCCCGGUCACCUUCCAAGGUCCUCUCAGGCCUUUCUUCUCCCUUGGCCUGCUGCAGGAGGAGAAUCAGCCCAUCCCUCUCACCAUCUGUCCACUGAGCCCUCAUCCCUGA
This is a messenger RNA of Monodelphis domestica (gray short-tailed opossum), 1401 nucleotides long. NCBI's taxonomy places the organism in Eukaryota, Metazoa, Chordata, Mammalia, Didelphimorphia, Didelphidae. The record is from RefSeq and is a predicted model, not a curated record.